Molecule: messenger RNA, 5277 nt
Organism: Salvelinus namaycush (lake trout)
Lineage: Eukaryota; Metazoa; Chordata; Actinopteri; Salmoniformes; Salmonidae
Gene: znf512b
Product: zinc finger protein 512B
Exons: 18
Coding region: 411-2786 (791 amino acids)
Molecular function (GO): zinc ion binding
Source: RefSeq, a predicted model, not a curated record
CCCCGAAUAUUACUUGCUCGAUAACAUUCAUAAUAACGCGAGAGUUUGCAAGUUGCCUGACGACUGUAGUUGCAACUGUCAAAGGUAGAGUGGGAACGCGCAUAACCCAACACACUACUUACUAUAUUACUGUACACGGCCGCGAAGAUAAUAUCCGUAUAAAAAAAUACGAAAUAAUCCCGAGGUAAGGAACCGCAGACGGCAACCGAGGUCGAAUCUUUUCGUUCCUUUUUUCCUCAGAGGUGGCUAAGGACCGACCGUGACGACUGGCAGUCCGCCUGCACCUUCGCUCAAGACGGCAGGUGUGAUUGCCAUGUAACACCGGGAAAGGCGCAGCCAAACCGCCUGACCCUUACGUGGGUGACCCGGGCUACCCAGCCGGUUGUGCUGGGUGACUCCGACAUUCCAGCAUGGAGACCCCCAGUGUCCCCCGGCUGGCGAAGCUGUCAUCAAGGGGUCGUCCUCCAAAACAGGCCCACCCCCAGGAGACUGGCAGGACCACAGCCACAGCCCCUGAGAACAACAAACACAGUACACCCUGUAGUGAAAGAGGGGAGGGAAAGAAGAAGGGGCGUCCCAGAGCUGAAGUGCAGGAGCUCAGGAGUAUCCCUGCUAACAUGAUGGUCCAGUGGAAGGAGGAGUUUAAGAAGAGGUCCAGGGUAAAGUGUCCUGGUUCAGGCUGCUGGUUAGAGUUCCCCAGCAUCUACGGUCUCAAAUACCACUACCAACGCUGCCAGGGGGUGACCAUAGCAGAAAAAUGUAGUCAUGGCUGUCCGGACUGUAAGGCGGUGUUUGCCACUAAGGUCCGUCUCCAAAAGCACAAGCUGUGGAACCACCCCGAGAGGCCUACCAUCGAGACCAAGGCUGAGCCCAAACUACAUAAGACCCACGUGAAGGGGACCGCCAAGAAAAGGCCUAUGGAGAACACUCCACCGUCGCCUGUGUUCUUCAAAGCCAAAAAGACCCAGGAGGUGUCUAGUCCCUCCCAGAAUGGGGAGUGUUCCCCCCAGAGGGGGGAGAGGAAACAGCACCCACACCCCCAGCCCCCUCAGCAUCAGGCCUCCUCAUCUGACACCUCCCCCAACAGCCCAGGGGACAGCGAGAGCGAAGAUGAGGGGAGCAGCCUAUCCCCACCAUACCCCAAUGAAGACCCUGAGAGGACAAGGCACAGACGGAAGCAGAAAACUCCUAAGAAGUUCACUGGAGAGCAACCCUCUAUCUCGGGGACGUUCGGACUGAAAGGUAUGAACAAGGUAGAGGAGAAGUUGAAGGCUGGUCGUGUGAAGAGAUUAGAGGGGUGUCUGUUCAGCGAGGAGCCCCAGAGAAAGCACCCUGGUCCAGCCUCUAGGAGAGACCUACCACCCCUCACCUCUGCAGAGGCCCAGUGGCAGCAUGCCAUCUCAGAGCGGGGGGAGGUGGUGUGUCCUACCUGCUCCAUUGUCACCAGGAAGACCAUCCCGGGCCUCAAGAAGCACAUGGAGAUCUGCCAAAAGCUCCAGGAUGCCCUGAAGUGCCAGAAAUGCCAGAAACAGUUCAGGUCCAAGGCCGGACUCAACUACCAUACAAUGGCUGAGCACAGCAGCAAGGCUUUGGGGAGCGAGGACCAGAUGGGGGACGGGCAGGAGGAGAGAGAGAGGCUGCGCAGAGUACUCAAACAGAUGGGACGAAUCAAGUGUCCUCGGGAGAGCUGCUCAGCCCAUUUUUUCAGUCUGAUGGGAUACCAGUACCAUCAGAAGCGCUGUGGCAGAGAGCUAUCAGAGGAGGACAAGCCUGUAUUUCUGUGUCAGCACUGUGGGAAGACCUACCGCUCCAAGGCUGGCAGAGACUACCACCUCCGCACUGAACACCCCACCACCACUAACAGCAAUACCAACAAUACCACCGGCAGAGGGAUGAGAACAGAGGAGCCACAGCCUGCAGGAAGGAGGGAACAGAACCACGUGGAGAGAGAGAGGAAGGAAAAAGAAAAGUGGCAGGAGUUGUCUGCGGGUAGGGAGAAGGAUGGGAGAGAGAGGGAGAGAGAGGGGCUGGGGGAGGACUUUGAGAGGACUCCUAGUGGCAGGGUGAGACGUCGGUCUGCUCAGGUAGCAGUGUUCCACCUGCAGGAGAUAGCAGAGGAUGAACUGGCCAAGGACUGGGGCACAAAGCGUCGCAUCAAAGAUGACCUGGUACCGGACAGCAAAAGGUUGAACUACACUCGUCCUGGUCUUCCCAAGUUCAGUCCCAAGCUGCUGGAGAGCUGGAAGAACGAGGUCAAAGAGAAGGGCUUCAUCUGCUGCUCCAACGGAAGCUGUGAAGCUGUUUACUCCAGUGUGUCCGGACUCAAAGCUCAUCUAGCCAACUGUAACCAGGCAGAGGGCGAUGCAGGGAAGUACACCUGCUUGCUGUGCCAGAAGGAAUUCAGCUCAGAGAGUGGUGUCAAAUACCACAUCAGCAAGACACACUCACAGAACUGGUUCCGAGCCUUCAGCCACAUGGUGCCCAGCAGCAGCAUCAGCAGCAGGAGCAAACCGCCAGACAACCACGAGAAAACGGAGGUUAAGAACGGAGUCACCAUGGGAAAGAAGAGAGGCCGCAAGCCCAAAGAGCGCCCCCCUGAGGCCACCCCCGUCCAAACAAACACUUUUUUCAGCACCACCCAAAACUCAGCCCCCACUCUGAACAUGGCCCAGACCCCGGUCCCGACAGAGACAGGAAACCCAGGGAGCCUGACGCUAAACAGACAGCCCAACCAACCCACCACACGGAGGAGUAAGCCCAAGUGGGUGCCCCCUCCCUCCGAGUAGCUCUGCUUUCAACCCAAGAGCCAGAGAGGCUAUGUCUAUCUAUCCACAUUACGCCAGUAAGCUCAAGGAUGUUUUGGAGACCUCAAGGACUGGCGGACAGAGAACAAAACUAAAAACGACUGCACUCAGAUCUUUGCGUUUUAACAUUAAAUAUACUGUAUACAGUUUGUCUACUGGUAUAUGUUGAUAUGACAGUCAUUUUAUUUUGUUUCCUCCAUUCCAUUUCCAAGCAUCAUUUCAGUUAAACUAUUGACAACAGGGGUUCAUUGUAAUCAAAGUUAUAAUCCUACUCUGUGUAAAAAAUCUAUUUUUGUAAACAAAAGUAGUAUUUCAAAUGAAUGUUGGCAUAUUCCCUCUUCAUGUCUUUAGAUUCAUGUUGUGUUUGAGAGAUUUUUCAAAGGAUAUUCUAUUAGGAUAGUGAGGUACUGCUAGGGAUUUUUUUUAAUGGAUAUACUGUGUACUGUGUAUAUAUACUAUAUCUAUCUACAUACAGUAUAUACUCAAAGCAAUGACGUCAUCCCUCUUUUUUUCAAGGCAGGAAGGUCAAAUUUGGUCUAAAGCGAUCACACUCCUUUUCAUUUUUGUUGUUUUACACUUUGGCGUCUUUCGUUCGUUUUUAUUGUGGCAGCUGAAUGUCGAAGUAGAGGUUUUUUUUGAUCCGUCUGCUACAGUGCAAUAUGCUAAUUCGUUUUUGUCUCUUUGUUUUCUAUGGCUUUUCAAAGUUGUGAAAGACCACACUGUAACGCAUACAUCAAAUUCUUUACUGUGUUCUGAUGCUCUGGCUAAGCUACGUAGUUAGUCUUUGUUUCAAUUACACUGAAAUGUAGGAAAUUAGCACCAUUUUCACAAAAUGAUAUGAGAUUUUAUUGAAUUUUUUAUUUGACCUUGGGGCAUAUGAUUGGGGAUGUUAACGCAAACAUUUCUACACUAAAAUCUAUAUCUACACCCAAGCAAUGUAAACAGCAUAUCCACAAAGUUUGAAGAUGUGUAGAUUUUGUUUAAUAUAGGUUUCGCCAUUGGAGCUCAUAGUUCGAAUUAAAUGUGGGAAUGUUGUAGUAAUAGGUUCCCAUUUAAAAUGGACAAAAAUUCUCAAGCUCGAAUUUUCCUAGGACUGUCUGGUAGUCGGGAGGGGAAAACUGAGAGGUUUGGAACUCUCUUUGUUAGUGGUGUAUUAACCAAUUUAGCCUGGUGACGUCACCAGGCAAGCCGAAACUCCCGCCCAUGCAAACCUGCUGAUUAGAAGGUUCUGUGUAGAUUAAAUUUUCUACCAGUAACUAUCAGGAAAAAACACUGAUCAAUUGUUUUCACACAUUUACAGUGUUCGUUUCAUCAGCUGUGGUACAAUAUGAUACAAAACACAAGAGGAAGUGAAUUUUGACAGCACUGGGCAUUUAAAUAAUUCAGAAAAGGGAGCUGCAGUUAAUUUUUUUUUUAAUACAAGUUUAAGUUAGUUUAAUCUUUAAUGAAACGUAAAAAAUAAAAACCUAAAAUGAAGGCUUAGAUGUUGUGAUGUAUAAAGACAUAUUCCCGGUCAUUAAAAGACUUGUCUUGCACUUUAACCCUAACCCCUUUCCUCUCUUCCCGCCCAUUUUGUCUUUUUGCACAUGAAGAGCAAAGAGAAAAAAAACUUUCCGCUCCGGGAAGAAGAUGCCCUUAGACACAGAUUUAUAAUCAGCCCUGCCUAAAUGUUUACCUUAAGAAUUAUGGGUAAAGACACAAAACUGACCAUAGAUCAGCUUCUAAAGGGCAGCUUCACCCUACUCUAACCUAAACCUCCAAUAUGGAGGGUUGUUACCCAGGACUGUGAAAUAAAAAAUGUGGGGUCCAGAAAUAAGUACAUUUAGUUCUCUGUGCCCCGCUUUCCAACAGGAUUCAAUGAGUAGAUAACAGGGCCGCCUCAGUGAAUUCAAAACCCAAACUAAGCCAUAACUGAUCCUCAGAAAUGCUAUACAUUUUAGGCUGUGCUGCCAGUCAACUAUUUCAGCGUAAAAGGAAAUGACGUUUAAAUGAAAUGUCUUUAAUUUAUGAAAAUGCUAAUGUGCAAUCAGCUCAUUUUAAUAUUUUGUCUAUAAUAAAUACUUAAAGUAGAUACUUGAAUUCACAAAACAAUUGUAAUAAUUUGAUUUAAGUCAAAAUGUCAUGAAAUGUUUCAUGUGUAUUUAUAUCAAUAGAGCAGAAUAGCUCUCUCAAAGCGGCAGAUCUCUUUUAUAAUCACUUGUGUGUAUGAUCUAGUUAGUCUGAAAGUAGUGGCAGUUUGUGAAAAGGUUAUGGUUACAUGGUGCAAUUUACUCUGCUUGUUCAACCAGGACCGUUUUUCCAGAAAUGUUAUUACUUUACAAUAUGUCCUAUAAAUACAGGUGCUAAACUCAUACUGUUAUGAAACCAAUCUUAACCAUUAUGUAAAAAUAACGUAAAUAUCACAUUUACAGAAGUAUUCAGACACUUUACUCAUUACAUUGUGAUUACAUCAGUGAUUACAGCCUCGAGCUUG